UCUGCUUCACUCUCCUGAUCAACAGGGACUCCUUGUCUGCCUGAAAGAUGUCCUGCUCCAGCCUGUGUGCCCCUUCCUGUGGGGUGGCCACCCCAGCCCCGCUGGCUGACUCCUGCAACGAGCCCUGCGUGCGCCAGUGCCCCGACUCCACGGUGGUCAUCCAGCCCCCAGCUACAGUGGUCACCUUCCCCGGGCCCAUCCUCAGCAACUUCCCACAGCACAGCGUUGUUGGCUCAGCUGGAGUCCCCGCUGUUGCUGGGAGCUACGGAGGCAGCUAUGGAGGCUAUGGUGGCUAUGGAGGCCUUGGGGGCUCUUGGGGGUAUGGAGGCCUUGGGGGCUAUGGAGGCUAUGGAGGCUACUGGGGGUACGGAGGCCUUGGGGGCUAUGGAGGCUAUGGGAGCUGCGGAUACGGCGGCUGGCGCCGAGGCCACAGGUACCUCAGUGGCAGCUGUGGGCCCUGCUAAGCCUCACACUGCAGCCGACCUCAGAUGAAGAUCUCUGGAAAAGCCCCUGGCACAUCUCCACACAAAGCCUGAAGAAUGGACAAUCCCUUGGUGUUGUUGGGCUCCAGAACAU
Molecule: messenger RNA, 576 nt
Organism: Cuculus canorus (common cuckoo)
Lineage: Eukaryota; Metazoa; Chordata; Aves; Cuculiformes; Cuculidae
Product: claw keratin
Exons: 2
Coding region: 48-464 (138 amino acids)
Cellular component (GO): intermediate filament
Molecular function (GO): structural constituent of cytoskeleton
Source: RefSeq, a predicted model, not a curated record